Messenger RNA from Closterium sp. Yama58-4, 4443 nucleotides. The record is from the annotation of a GenBank genome assembly. Lineage: Eukaryota; Viridiplantae; Streptophyta; Zygnematophyceae; Desmidiales; Closteriaceae.
AUGAACCAGUACCCGUCGGGGGGCUCGUACGGCUACCAGAGCGCGGACGGCGCAACUGGCGCGGCGUCGCUCCCCGCGUCGACGACGGAUAAGAUCCAGCUGCCGUGCGCGCACUGCCAUGCCGUGCUCAGCGUGCCCGUCGGCCUAUCGCGCUUCCAGUGCCCGCGCUGCUCCUCGCACCUCUCCGUCGACCAUGCGAAGCUCGCCGCGUACAUGCGAUCGCUUAACGAAAUGGCGGCGUCGCUCGGCGGUAACACCGGCGGGAGUAAUGCGGGAGCUCAGUCAGCGGCAUCUGCCGCCGCUGCCGCUCGCGGCACCGGGAAUGCCGGUGCGGGUGCUUCCGCUGGCGCUUCCGCUUAUCCCGGAGCAGCGCAACGAAGCACAGCGCAGUACUAUCAGCAACAGCAUCAGCAGCAACAUCAGCAGCAGCAGGCUUCCCAGAUGAUGCUGUCGUCUCACGCCCCUCACGGCUCCGCACCAGGCGCGGCAACGGCUGCCGGUGCAGCAGCUGCGGCUGCGGCUGCGGCUGCGGCUGCGGCUGCGGCUGCGGCGGAAAGCGAGCAGGCGAAGAGGCGGAGAGUGGAUGGGCUAGGUAUGCGCUACUACGCCGCGUCCACACCUAGCAUGGGCGGGGAUGGGGGAAUGGGCGCGUAUGGGCCCGCGGGGAUGGGGGGGUUGCCCGGGGCGGUGGGAAGCCUGGCGGGGCUGGGCGGGGGAAUGGCGGGGGAGGGGUUGCGCGCGGCGCAAGCGGAGGUGGAUGCGACUUUGCGGCGCAUGAUGACGGGUGGAAGGGCGGGCGGGGCGACGGCGGGGGAGGAGGCGAGGCAGGUGGAGGCAGACGCGAAAGAGGCGUUGAUUCAAGACGAGGAGGACGAAGAAGGCGUGGCGGGAGAGACCUUCGCGGCUUACCGCCCUGCGAAGCUAUCUGUGGGCCGCCCACACCCAGACCCCGUGGUGGAGACUGCCUCGCUGGCAGGCGUGCAGCCGCCCGAUAUCGAUCCGUCCAAGCUGGCGCUGCUGACGGGGCAGGAUGACGUGGCGGCUAAUGCGCUGUCGUCCCUGCAGUUGGAAACGAUCUGUUAUGCCAGCCAGCGGCACAGGCAGCUGCUGCCAGGGAACGUGCGCGCGGGGUUCUUUCUGGGGGACGGUGCGGGCGUGGGCAAGGGGCGCACCGUGGCAGGCAUCAUACGAGAGAACUGGCACCAAGGCCGACGCCGCGCACUGUGGAUAUCCAUAGGCCCUGAUCUACGAUUCGACGCCAGGAGGGAUCUCGAUGACAUCGGUGCAACUGACAUUCCAGUGCACGCGCUCAACAAGCUGCCCUACGGCAAGCUCGACUCCAAGGCCAACAAGAUCAAGGAGGGCGUGUUGUUCCUGACGUACAGCACGCUCAUCGCGUCGGCUGAGAACCGCCGGUCGCGCCUGCAGCAGAUCACCCAGUGGUGCACGCCGGGCUUCGAUGGCGCCAUUAUCUUCGAUGAGUGUCACAAGGCCAAGAACCUGGUGCCGGAGUCAGGCGGCAACGCCACGCGCACAGGCGAGGCAGUCAUGGAGCUGCAGGUACGAUGGGGCAUGUACGUGUGUCGCACGCUGAGCUUCGACGGGGCGGAGUUCGAGGUGGUGCACGUGCCACUGGAGCCCAGCAUGCAGGAGAUGUAUUCCAAGGCGGCGCAGCUAUGGGCGGAGCUGAGGGCGGACAUGAUAGCGGCGUCGCUGGCGCUGUCCCCCGCACAGAGCGCCUCUGCCUCCGACUCCUCCAAGCGCUCCUCCGCCAACGCUGUCUGGCGCACCUUCUGGGCCGCGCACCAGCGUUUCUUCCGCCAUCUGUGCAUCAGCGCCAAGGUGCCAGCAGCGGUGCGCAUGACACAGCAGGCCAUAGCGGAGGGCAAGUGCGUGGUCAUCGGCCUGCAGAGCACCGGCGAGGCCCGCACCGACGAGGCUGUUGCUAAGCUGGGCACGGAGAUGGAUGACUUUGUGAGUGGCCCCAGGGAGAUCCUGCUCAAGCUCGUGGAGGAGACGUACCCGCUGCCCCCGCCACCAGCGCUGCCCAAAGAGGGCGACGAUCUCAAAAAGGAGAAGGAGAGGGAGGAGAGGGGCGUAAGCCGGGGCGUGUCCGUGUCGCAGCGGGGGAGGGUGCGGCGAGCUGUCAAGUACGAGAGCGAUGAGAGCGAGGAGGAUGGGGACGAGGACUUUGAUGCGGCAUCGGAGACAUCGUCGGACGACAGUGACUUUCACGGGGACAUCUGCCAGAUCUGCCACGACGAGGAGCUGUCUGGGUCGCUGGUGGCAUGUGCUGUGUGCUCACGUGUUGGCCACGUGGCAUGCUUUGAGAGGCACACCGGCAGAAGCGGUGGUUACCACCCCUGGUUGGCUGACGCCCCCCGAGGCCACGUCAGCACCAGUGAGAUCCGCAUGGAGAGAGAGACUUACCUCACUGAGAUGGAAGCCAGGUACAACACGGCAGUGGCUCGCAAGGCCGAGAUCAUGGAAGCCAUAAAGAAGCUUCCUCUGCCCAACAACCCUUUGGAUGAGCUCAUAGACAAGCUGGGCGGGCCAGAGGCAGUGGCGGAGAUGACAGGGCGGAGGGGCAUGCUGGUGCGCACGAGCACGGGGGGAGGCAAGGGCACUGUCAGCUACCAGGCCAGGAACUCCAAGGACGUGGCAGCGGAGAUGGUGAACAUGAGGGAGAAGGCGCUGUUUAUGGCGGGGGACAAGCUCAUCGCCAUCAUCUCCGAGGCCGCCAGCGCUGGCAUCUCCCUGCAGGCCGACCGCCGUGCCAAGAACCAGCGGCGGCGGGUGCACAUAACGGUGGAGCUGCCAUGGAGUGCCGACCGGGCCAUCCAGCAGUUUGGCCGCUCCCACCGCUCCAACCAGGCCAGCGCGCCUCAGUACAGGUUGCUAUUCACGGAGCUGGGGGGUGAGAAGCGGUUUGCCUCGGUGGUGGCCAAGCGUCUGGAGUCACUGGGAGCCCUCACACAGGGGGACCGUAGGGCGGGUCCGUCUCUCUCAGCUUUCAAUUAUGAGGGAAUCUGGGGCAAGCGAGCCCUCUCCACCAUGUACCGAUGCAUCAUGGAUAACAUGCCCGCCCCCGCACCUCCCCCUGGCUGCCCGGAAAAGUUUGACGAUGCCUGGGUGAAGUUCUACCAGGCUGCCCGGGCUGCCCUGAUUAUUGUUGGCAUCGUCAGAGACCCGACUUUCAACACAUCAGCAGCAGCGGGGGGCAUGUAUGCGGUGGGGGGGAAGAUUCCCGAGUCAGACAUGACGGACGUUGCUCGCUUCCUGAACCGCAUGCUGGGACUGCAACCCGCACAGCAGAACAGGUUGUUUGAGUUCUUUGCGGCCAUAUUCGCCCACCUGGUGGCAACAGCGCGCAAGGAGGGCGAGCUGGACAUGGGUAUCAUCAGCGUGCGGGCACCCAGAAUCACAGUUACACAGCCGUCGCAGGUGGUGUGUGAGGAUGAGGUAUCAGGCGGCAAGACCUUCCAUGUCGUGCUCACUAUUGACAAGGGACUCAACUGGGAGUCUGCCAGACAACUAUACAACGAUGCAUCGGCGAAGGUGGGGCAACAGGGCAGGGCGGAGGGGGGCGGGGAGGAGGAUGGGGAGGGCGGUGAAGUGGAGGAGGAGGGGAAGGGGAAGGAGUCACGAGGAAAGAAGAGGAAACAGGGGGAGGCGGAGGGGGGAAGUGGUGAUGGAGUGGAUGGUGGUCACGUGAAGAACGAGGAGGGUAUAAUGGAGGAGGGGAAAGAUGGGAAAGAGGAUGGGAAGGAGGAGGGCAAGGAGAAGGAGGGAAAGGAUGGGAAAGAUGGGAAUGAGAAGGAGGGGAAGGAGGUGAAGGAGGAGCGGAAGGAGGUGACCGAGGCGAGGGAGGCGAGGCAGUGGAGGGAGCGAGCGGCACGGGUGAACGGGUUCUAUGUGUCACAGAGGGAGUGGCUGGGCCGCAAGCACUACCUGCUCGCCCUGCUCUGUCCGCCAACACCGGGCCAGAAACCAGCGGUGCAGAUUUUCCGACCGCGCACAUCCGCUGCUAACAGGCCCACCCCGCUGGUGGACUUUCUGGACAAGUAUUCCAAGGUGCCGCCCGCCAGGCUGUCGUCGCUGCAGGCCAUCUGGGACGCGGAGUACGAGCAGAGCGCCACGCAGUGCAUGCACGGCCCCAAGUGCCGUGCAGGGGCGAGCUGCAAGGUGGGGCUGCGGCUGCAGCAGAUGCACCUGCUGCAUGGGGCCGUGUUCCCUGUCUUUGGCGUCAUUGACCAGGCACUCAUGGCACAGUCAUCCGCACAGCACAAGAGGGUGCAUGUGGCACAUGUAGAGGCCAGUGAUGGAAACAAGUAUGUGGGCGUGCACCUGCCUGCGCCUGCUGUCAUGCCCAUUCUAGAUGGGAUAAAGAAGCUCAAGGAAAGCAAGGAGGGCAAUCGGGACCAACCUAUUGACCUCUCCUGA